AUGGAGGACGGAUCCACUGAGGAGUUUCUCUUCAAAGACCAUGACUUCUCCUCCGAACUGCUGAGGCAGCUGAAUUCUCUGCGGCAGAGCAGGAUGCUGACUGAUGUUACCCUCUGCUCCGGGGCCUUCGAAAUCCCCUGCCACCGAAACGUGCUGGCUUCCAGCAGUCCGUACUUCAAGGCGAUGUUCUGUAACGACUUCAGAGAGAGUCGCCAGGCUAAAGUCACCCUGAAGGGCAUCGAGGCCGAGAUUUUGGAUCAGAUUAUCCUUUAUGUUUACACAGGGGAGAUUCUUAUAUCCUCUGAGAAUGUCCUGUGCCUGUUGGAGGCGGCCUCCAUCCUGCAGUACGCUAAGCUGUUUGAGGCCUGUUCUUCCUACCUCCAAGACAAGCUGACUCCUGACAACUGUCUGAGCAUGGUCAGACUGGCAAAAGUGUUGAACUGCCAAAGCCUGAAUAAGAAAGCCAAGGCUAUGGCUUUGAAAUGCUUUCCUGAGGUGGCCUCUUCUGACGACCUGAAGGACCUUUGUCCCUUGGAGCUAAUAGAUUACCUUGGGGAUGAUGAGCUCUGUGGAGAGGAGGAGCAGGUCUUUGAGACACUGAUGGUCUGGAUCCGGCAUGACCUCCAGGCAAGACAAGGCUACAUCCAAGAGUUGUUCAAGAAGGUUCGGCUUCAGUACGUCCAUCCAACUUUCCUCUUCCACUUCAUUGCCAAUGACUCCCUCGUUCAGUCCUCACCCACUUGCAGGAGCAUCCUUGAGUCAACCCGGAGACACUUGUUUUCUUUGUAUAGCACCAACGCGCCUGACAUCAAGCCCAUGCUUCAUGUUCCUCGCAGGUACUCCAACCAAGAGUUCCUCAUCAUCAUUGGUGGCAGGAAGGACAGCCAGCAGACAACAAGGGAUGUCCUGCUCUAUGAUGACAAGACGAGCCAAUGGCUAAGCCUGGCCAAACUUCCCAUGCGCCUCUACAAAGCCUCUGCAGUGAGCUUACACAGCAAUAUUUAUGUGCUUGGAGGGAUGCCUGUUAGCAAUAGGAAAAGCCCGGUCAGUGAUAAUAUUUACAUUUACUCCCUCAAACUCAAUCAGUGGAGGCUGGCUGAGCACAUGUUAGUUCCACGCUACUCCCACAGAAGCUUGGCAUAUAAAAAUUAUAUUUUAUCAUUCGGUGGAAUUGGAGAAAACCAGGAAAUCCUGAAUUCAGUGGAAAGAUAUGAUAGCGUCUACAACACCUGUGAGAGCAUGGCAAAUAUGCCUGUUGCUGUCCUUCACCCUGCUAUUGCUGCCAAAGAUCAGAGGGUCUACCUCUUUGGGGGAGAAGACAUUAUGCAAAACCCUGUCCGGCUGAUCCAGGUUUACCAUGUCUCCAGGAAUAUGUGGUUUCGGAUGGAGACCAGAGUGGUGAAGAAUGUCUGUGCACCAGCUGUCGUGAUUGGAGACCAGAUUAUCAUCGUAGGUGGGUACACCCGGAGAAUAAUCGCUUAUGAUACAAAAGGCAACAAGUUUGUUAAAUGUGCGGACAUGAAGGACAGACGAAUGCAUCAUGGGGCCACUGUCAUCAAGAACAAGCUGUAUGUCACAGGAGGACGAUGUCUCACCGUGGACAAUGUCAUCGAAGACUUGGAUUCCUUGGACUGCUAUGAUCCAGAGACUGACACAUGGGCACCAAAGGGAAAACUGCCACACAAACUCUUUGACCAUGGGUGCCUUACACUCCAGUGUGUCCCCUGUUCUAACCUUCUCUAA
Opisthocomus hoazin is the source of this 1743-nucleotide messenger RNA. RefSeq names its product kelch like family member 38 (gene KLHL38). NCBI's taxonomy places the organism in Eukaryota, Metazoa, Chordata, Aves, Opisthocomiformes, Opisthocomidae. Gene Ontology annotation, molecular function: protein binding. The record is from RefSeq and is a predicted model, not a curated record.